AUCAACAUCCGCGGAUUAUAAUAACAUUUAGUGAGGUUUAAGACCAACGUUGAGAUUUAUUUAGCUCCUCGUGAGAUCCCUUGAAGCACAAUGGCAGCGUGAUAGCGUUACAGCGUUACCGCGUUAUAGCGCAUAUCGUCCAGGCGCUGAAAAAGCCGGAGCUUGCAUUUCACCGACGGGUCGAGACGCUGCGGUCUGGCAGUAUUCCCUUUAUUCUGGGUGGAAUCCACCGGUGACAGCAUCCAUGGCGAAGACAGUGACUACAUCACCGACACUCAUAACAGGUGAGCCAAGGACCCCAACCUCACCCUGUCUCCUCCCCGACAAGAGGUCCCCCAGCAGUGGGAACAGCUCUCCGGCACGCGUGGGCUCUGCUGGGAAGACAACCCCGUCCACAGAACGGAAGCCGCAGAUCAACGGGCAUCCUUCACCUUUACAUCUACCAUCGAGCCACAACAACCAUGAUACACUGCUGGAAGGCUACCUGAAGACAGAUGACCGAAUGCGUUUGGCCAAAGAGAGACGUGAAGAAAGAGAAAAAACCCUGGUGGCACGGGACCAGCUGGUGAAGGAGAAGGAGCGGCGUGCGCGGCUGCAGUACGAGCGCACGGUGGAGGAGCGCUGGAGGAGGCUGGAGGAGCAGAGGCAGAAGGAGGAGCUGAGGAGGUCCGCCGUCGAGGGGAAGAGGAGGCAACAGCUGGAGGAGGAAAAGGAGCGUUUGGAGGCUCUGAUGAAGAGAUCUCUGGAGCGAAGCCUGCAGCUGGAGCAGAGGAACCGACGCUGGAACCGAGGAUACCCUGUUAGUGGCCCAGGUGACAGUGAUAACCCACCCCCUCUCUCCGCUGCCUCCGCCCUCCCCCAUGGCAUUGCCUCCCCCCUUCCUGCUUCCAGCGAAUCUGCCCCCUGCAGCCCCCACAGAUCACCGUACCGCGGCACACUGAACCCAGCCGACCACAACAGAGCCAGCCUCCAGGGAGGCUCUCAGUCCACCCCCAACACCCCCAAGAAACAGCGCUUUCGGAGGGACAGACGGACGGCUUCUCCAGCGUUCGGCUCUCCUCUGAGGAGACCAGACUCCCCGGCCCACUCCGGGAGGCAGUUCACCUGCCCCUCCUCCUCCAAAGUGACAUCCAAAAUGAGAACUUCAUCUCCUUGCUCAGCACGCCACCAGACUCCGUCCCCCAUAAGACACCAGUCCAACCUCGUAACCAACGGCGACAGAUCCAAAUCCAGAAGGAGCGGCGGCCACUGUGAGGAAUCCAAAAUGGACACCUCUGUGAAGAGGAAUAGUAGUGCAGAGAGCCCGGAACCAUCUACUGUACAGACGGCGAGGAACAAGGAGAAACCUCUGGUCGAUGCUGGGACCAGUAAGGGCACAGGGAAUGAGACUUCAGGGAAGGUGUCUGCCGGUGCUACUAAUGCUGAGGAGGCGUCCAGGCUGCUGGCUGAGCGCCGUCGCCAGGCCCGGGAGCACAAGGAGCUGGAGGACAAGCGGCAACAGCAGGAGAAGGAGGAGCGCCUGAAGGCAGAAGCACUGAGGAGGGAGCUGCAGAAGAGGCUUCAGCUGGAGAAGGAGGAGAGGGACAAACAGGAGGACCUCAUCCGACAGCGUGAGGAAGAGGAGAAGAAACGACAGAAGGAGGCGCAGGACAAGGAGCUGCAGAUCCAGAAGGAGAUAGAGAAAGAAAAAUGUAAGGAAGAGGAUGGAGAGGAGACCGAACGGCAGCGCCAAGAGCGGGAGAUCCAGAAGAUACAGGAGGAGGAGGAGAGAAACCUCAGGAAGAAGCGCAUCGAGGAGAUCAUGAAGAGAACGAGGAAGGGAGAGGCAGACUUGAAGGUAUUGUGGGAGCUCAGGACCAACAUUCACACUAGUGAAAUGGCAAACGAGCAAGCCAUCCAAAAGGUCACAUUACAGGUCAGAGCCCAGCUGGCAGCCCAGGCCAACCUGAAGAACCAGGGAUCCCCAAAGAAAGAGGUGAAGGCAGAGACCACGACGAUGCAGAAGGAGCUGACGCCAGGGCCGGUCGAAGUGAACAGCGUCCGUAAGCAGGAGAGUGUCACAAAGAACGCUCCAGGACAGGCGGUGAACCCCGGGGCGUCCACCUCACCCCAGGACGCCCCGGUCACCACAAACGUUGUCGCGAGGGAGCAAGAAAGACAGGAGGUCGCCCGCAAACCCGAAGAGAAAGACGUCACACAGGGGAGCCCCCAAACGAACAAAGAGCUGUCGAAGCAAGCCGACACCAAAGCACACCAACGAGAGAGCGUGGUUUCCCACGAGAAGAACGCAGAGCACCUGGCCCACACCAAGACCCAGAACCAACGCAACGCCGCAGAGGGCGGCCGGCAGAACGGAGUGGGGGUAGAAGGGAGCGGCGCAGGGGCGUCGACCCCUGAGCGCAGGGGUCACGGGGGGGCGGGGGAGACGAAGGAUACACUGAGAGCGUCUCUCAAGCUGCUGUCGGUGGGACGUCCCACCCCGCCCACCAUCACCCUGGAGCCGCUGAACGUCAGGGGUCCAGGGUCUGGGGACGAGGUCCAGUCCAUGGAAGUCAGCCCGGUGUCCAAAGAGGAAUUGAUCUCCAUCACUGAGUUCUCGCCGGUAAACGAGACCCAGAUCCACAGCGUGAGCAACAGCUGUGCCCUGGAAGACCUGUUAGACCUGACCGGCACCGCAGCCUACUCCAGGCUCACUUCCGAAAGCCACGGAGGUGGAGACCUCAACAAGAACCUGAUCCAGGGUGUGGUCAGCCCCAUGGCCGAGUCCAAAGCCAUUCACACCUCCUCUGCUUCAGUCGUAUCCUCCGAGAAGCUCAGCAUCCAGUAGAGCCGAGGGGAGGUCUUUAAGGUCCAUAGGGUCCUAGGGAUAGUGUGUGGGGUUGAGGUGUAUAUGUGUGUGUGUGUGUGUGUGUGUGUGUGUGUGUGUGUGUGUGUGUGUGUGUGUGUGUGUGUGUGUGUGUGUGUGUGUGUGUGUGUGUGUCUGUGUGUGUGUGUGUGUCUGUGUGUGCGUGUGCGUGUGUGUGUGCGUGUAUGUGUACAGAAAUCUACAGGCUCAGGUAUCUCUUAUGCUGUUGGGCUGAAGGUUUUCAGUAGUUAAUUCGUUUAGAGAGAGAGAGAGAGAGAGAGAGAGAGAGAGAGAGAGAGAGAGAGAGAAAUUGCUUUAUGGUUUGAAGGGGGAAAUUACAGCAAAAUGUGAUCAUGUAAUGAAUGUGUGUGUGUGUCUGUGUGUUUUUGUGUAUUUGUCUGUGCGUGUGUGUGUUUGUACAUCCAAUAGUUCAAGGUAGACAAGGGUAGAUCGACAACAAAGUAACACUUUUCUCUAGCUUUUACUCAUGCAGAAUGUUAGAAAACAGAGCUCAUCACAACCUUGUGUCGUUGCUCAUCUAUGUUGUAAUAUUAUGUCUAGUGUCUUGUUGGAUGAGGCUGCUGCAAGGCUAAUCCUGAAGGCUGUGUUAAGUGCUUAUCUGUCCACAUUCUUUAUCAAACCCAAACCUAGUCCACAGACAGACAGGCAUGGCAAUGCAGUGCACGUCUAUUCCAACCCCUGAUUGGCUACUUCUCUCAGAUAAUGACUUCCUUAGCUCUUUAUAAUGGCCCAACGACGCCUUUUAGCUCCUUUCAAGCACGCAUGUGAGAGUGAGUGAAAUAGAUUGAAUUCCAAUUGAUCUGAUCAGCAGAUCCACAGUACUGUGACUGCUUGUUGAGAUGAAAUCAGACCGGAUCUGCCGAUAAAGUUGCCUGUUUAUGAUUGGUUGAGGCUUUGAUUACACCCUCAAUUUAUUGAAAAUAAUUAAUGAAUGUGACAUCCCGGAGGUAAUUGGUAUUUCUUAUUUAAAACCACAAAUGUUGCAUUUAUGUUCCAGUCACUGCCCUUUCAUGGCGGGUUCUGUUCACAAGAAAACCUAAUCUAUUCAUAAAUUCCGUAAUGCGACAACAUAUGAUUGUUUAACAUGUAUGCCACUUCUGUUUCAUUUUUCUUGCCCCAAAAAUAAUGUUGAGCAAACAAUCUAUAUUUUAUUUUGCAUGUUGCACUAUUCUAUUAACUGUUCAUUGUUAGCAGUUCAGGGAGGAUCUAUAUCAAAGACACAUGUAUCUUUAAAGUCCUCAAUAGCUUAGCAAUCAGUAUCUCAGUAUUUGCUGUAAGAAAUCAUUUGCGUCUUGAUUUUUGUCCUGCCCCCGAUUAUCUAUGUCCCUAAAUGUAAAUGGGGGACUUUGUAAAGAGGCAAUGUGUACAAUUUAGAUUGUAGACUUUAGUGAAAUAGUUUAGUUGAAUUUACUCAAAACACAACUUUACAGCGUAAACAUGACAACAGCUAGUGGAAUCGUACACAGUGAUGUUUCAAUGUAAUUUGCCAUAUAGCAUAUAUUUUGGGGUGUCUCUGAGACUUGAGAUUUUCUUCUGGCCAUUUGGUUUUCAGGAUGUUGACAAUCAGGUUUGUUGCCGUAUUAUAUGAUGCAUUAUCUGUAUGUACCUUUUAGUUUGGCCAUAGCAGCUGUAGACUGUGUGCCAUGCAGCAACAUUUGAGUCUGGGCCUAAAUGCACCAAGAUUGCACCAUUCACUGUAAUAAUGACUGGCACUGAGAGUGACUUCAUGAGCUGACAAAAGUUUGUAUUGUUAUAUGGGGUCAAUUAAAACUCUAAACUACAUGUAUCCAGAAAUAAAAUAGGCAUAUUAUAUUAUCUACCUUAGGAUUGUAGAAUUUAGG
Gadus chalcogrammus (walleye pollock) is the source of this 4707-nucleotide messenger RNA. RefSeq names its product MAP7 domain containing 2a (gene map7d2a). Bases 245 to 2827 code for a protein of 860 amino acids. The record is from RefSeq and is a predicted model, not a curated record. NCBI's taxonomy places the organism in Eukaryota, Metazoa, Chordata, Actinopteri, Gadiformes, Gadidae. The transcript has 16 exons. Gene Ontology annotation, biological process: microtubule cytoskeleton organization. Gene Ontology annotation, cellular component: microtubule cytoskeleton.